AUGAAGUCGGCGGGAAGCCCCAAGCGUGGCGCUAGAAGAUCACUUUUUGGAAGCAGAUGCUCAGAACGCAUUGAUGGCGAUUUUCGUCAACUCGAGAAAAAGGAGAUCCAAGAAGCCUCGGCUCGGUGGGGCUACGAUUUCGCCGCUGAUCGGCCUCUCUCUUCGGCUGAUGCACCUGACUCUCAGUAUAGCUGGGAGCCCGUAGCUGCAAAGCAUGUGCCUAGAUUUUAUCGCUCGAAGAAAGCCCAGCGAGCGAAGCGUCUGAUGCCAUCGACCCCUAGAAAUAAGAAGGCAAUUAGCACGAGAGCGGCAAGAUCUUUGGACAAUAAAGUGCACAAAACGCCGAUAAAGAAGUCCCCUGUGAAAGCUCCCGUCGACCCUUACGUGAUUAUAAAAAGAACCAAAGACUCCAGUCCGAAAAAAAUCCGAGUCAUGGGUGGUGCUCAUGCUUACAACACGCGCUCGAUGGUUGGAAUGCGCACUCGAUCUAGCAACACCGAAGAUCUUUUCACCUUCGCCUGA
Molecule: messenger RNA, 522 nt
Organism: Oikopleura dioica
Lineage: Eukaryota; Metazoa; Chordata; Appendicularia; Copelata; Oikopleuridae
Source: the annotation of a GenBank genome assembly